This is a messenger RNA of Phyllostomus discolor (pale spear-nosed bat), 1600 nucleotides long. Its product is annotated as olfactory receptor 56-like. The transcript is spliced from 3 exons. Gene Ontology annotation, biological process: G protein-coupled receptor signaling pathway. Gene Ontology annotation, cellular component: membrane. NCBI's taxonomy places the organism in Eukaryota, Metazoa, Chordata, Mammalia, Chiroptera, Phyllostomidae. The record is from RefSeq and is a predicted model, not a curated record. Gene Ontology annotation, molecular function: G protein-coupled receptor activity; olfactory receptor activity. The coding region runs from base 521 to 1498 and encodes 325 amino acids.
GAAGUCUGAGGGCUCUCUUGGGAGGAGACAGCUUUACCUUCCUCACUGCAGCUCUGUGUUAAGUACCUUAUUGGGCAGUGGGAGACAUGUCUGCAGGCUGAGCUGAAAGGCAGCCCGAGGUAGGUGGAUAGGCACUGGUGGGUGCAAGGGAUAUGUGGGUGCUGGUUCUCAGCCCAUAUUCCCACCACCAUCUCUUGACUAAGUCCCUGAUCUUUCCCCCUUUUAUGAGAGGAGGCUGUUGUCUGUUUGACCCUGCUGAGCUAGAGAGUCACUAGAGAGCCACUAAGAAGUAGGUGGCUAAGGAGGAAGGUCAGAGCUGGAGCAGCAUCUCCCUGUCCCCUCUGUCCCCUCUGACCCAGUGAGUGAGGGAUGAUGGAGUGAUGUUCAUCCCAGAAACUCUUCCACAGGUAGCUGUGGAGUCACUUGUCCUACAGAGAACCCGUCCUGUGUAGAGAUAUGUAGUCCAACUCUAUGAGAAAACAGAGAUCCUGUCAUCUGUGCCAUGGGAAUAUGAGAGAACAUGCACUUGAUGACUGUGAACAACAGAGCCAUGGGCAUGUGGUUGAAUGAGUCCUGCACAGAUGACUUCAUCCUCUUGGGCAUCUUUUCCCACAGCCCAGCUGACCUUGCUCACUUCUCUGUGGUCAUGGUGGUGUUCUCAGUGGCCCUCUGUGGAAACGUCCUCCUCCUUACCCUCAUCAGCAUAGAUGCUCGACUUCACACACCCAUGUACUUCUUCCUCAGUCAGCUCUCCCUCAUGGAUCUCAUGUUGGUCUGUACCAUUGUGCCAAAGAUGGCAGCCAGCUUCCUGUCUGGCAGGAAGACCAUCUCCUUUGUGGGCUGUGGCACACAAGUCAGCCUUUUUGUCUCUCUUGUUGGAUCAGAGGGACUUUUGCUGGGGCUCAUGGCUUAUGAUCGCUAUGUGGCCAUUAGCCACCCACUGCACUAUUCCACCCGCAUGAGUCAGAGGGUCUGUCUCCAGAUUGCUGGUAGUUCCUGGGUCUUUGGGAUCCUAGAUGGUUUGAUCCAGGUGGUGGUAGUGAUGACCUUCCCCUAUUGUGGCUCAAGGGUUGUGGACCACUUCUUCUGUGAGGUGCCAGCCUUAUUGAAGCUGGCCUGUGUUGACACCUCACUUUUUGAAACCCUGCUCUUUGCUUGCUGUGUGUUCAUGUUGCUCCUUCCCUUCUCCAUCAUUGUGGCCUCCUAUGUUCGCAUCCUGGGGGCCGUGCUCCAUAUGCACUCUGCUCAGGCUGGUAAAAGAGCUCUGGCCACCUGUUCCUCCCACAUGACAGCUGUCUCCCUCUUCUAUGGGGCAGCCAUGUUCAUCUACCUGAGGCCUAGGCGCUACCGGACCCCCAGCCAUGACAAGGUGGUCUCUAUCUUCUACACAGUCCUUACCCCUAUGCUCAACCCCCUCAUUUAUAGCUUAAGGAACCGGGAUGUGAUGGGGGCCCUGAAGAAGGGGCUGGACUGUUGCAGGAGCAGCAGCCAACAAUGAAUGGCCAGGGCAUCCUGUGUCUGGUGCCACCAUGUCUUGGUUACACAACAUUGGCAAGUCACUCACCGUUUGUUAGUGUGUCUCCUUAUCAAUAAAUGGGAA